Canariomyces notabilis is the source of this 1505-nucleotide messenger RNA. RefSeq lists its product as uncharacterized. Gene Ontology annotation, molecular function: DNA-binding transcription factor activity, RNA polymerase II-specific; zinc ion binding. Gene Ontology annotation, biological process: regulation of DNA-templated transcription. The transcript is spliced from 4 exons. NCBI's taxonomy places the organism in Eukaryota, Fungi, Ascomycota, Sordariomycetes, Sordariales, Chaetomiaceae. The record is from RefSeq and is a predicted model, not a curated record. The coding region runs from base 1 to 1293 and encodes 430 amino acids.
AUGCCAGGCGUUCCGUCCAGCCGCGGCUGCGAUGCCUGCCGGCAAACAAAGAAAAAGUGCGACCAACUGACUCCCUCCUGUUCACGAUGUGCUCGACGCGGCUUACCCUGCAUUGGGAGUGGUCAACGCCGUUACAAGUUCAUGUCCACGCCGGAUCAAUUUCCUUUUAAUGCCAAAGGAAUCCUUGCGCAUGGAGCCCAGGCCCAAACCGAAUCAUCCGUCAUGAAGCUGUCCCCCAGGCUCCCGCCCAGCCGGACGAUGCAAGAUGCGAGCAACCUUGUCUCGGCCCUACAAGUAACCGAUGUUCGCUUCGAGCUUGGCAUCUACGGCCCGUUCUUCGCAGAAAUCCCCCGUCGUCUAGGGAGGAGCGAGGCCCUCGACGCGUCGGUUAGAGCCCUGACGACGGCCUAUCCCUCGGUGCAUAGUCGCCGGUUCACGUCCGAUAUGUACAGGUCGUAUGGAGAGGCGCUGCGGCACCUGCGCAGAGCACUCGGCGAUCCGGCGAGGGCCACGUCCGUCGAGACUCUCUGCGCUGUGUAUCUCGUCAUGAUUUGUCAAGGCUGGAUUGGUAGGGGGGCAGACUUCGUUCCCAGCCACGGCGAGGCCAUGGCCCACCUGCUGAAUGCCGCCGUCGCAAGGCAGGAUUGGCAGGGUCAGUUCGAAGCCGAGGUGGCAAAUACGCUUCUUGUAAUCGUCCUCCUCGAGAGCUUCGGAAAUUCCAAGAUAAAGCUCGAUCCUCGCCUGUGGACAACCUCGGGCCCUCCCGCCAUUGCGAGGCCGGCUCGACCGCCUACAAACGGAGCUCCUGAAAUCGAGUGUCUUCGAGUCUCGUCCCUCGCCGCCAUUUCCGGUUAUACUCGGGACAUCCAAGGCAGUCUUCCGGCCAUCAUCUCCACCUACCAAGCCCUGCAGACCGACCUCGCCAACAUGAAGGCGCUGUUAUCCGGCAUGUCGGCAGUGGAGCUCACGCUCGCGCAGAGACGGAUCCACGUUCGUCGCCUAACCGGCUACGGAACGUUACUCCUGCUGGGCAUGAUGGCCAACUGGGCACUGAGCGUCUAUGGAAUCGGCGACCCCCGCGCUCUUGAGCUCGAGCGGGCCAUGCUCGUGGACGAAGUGGUGGAGCUCGCUCAGCAGGCGGCCCAGUAUCGCCCGCUGGGAUCGGGCGCCGUGCCGGGAUUCAUCAUGGCGGCUAAGGCAAUGACGAGUGAUGUGGGCAAGUUGGAACGCAUGCAGGAACUGUUGCUGGAGUAUCAGUCUGACUUCCCCCUGUCGAACUGGGCACCUGGUUGAGGGACUGGCUAUGGACUCGCUGACUCGUUGAGAGUUUUGGCUGCCUGUAUAUACCGCAGUGCUGGAAUUGUUCCGUAAUCUCGGGUGAGGACCAACGUUGUUGAGGAAGUCUAGACAAUGCGAUGUGCCAGGUAAAGAUGCCCAUCUCUGACAUUGAUACAGAGGCUUAUACUACACGCAAACCCAGCGCCUUGCACUGGAUGUGCCAGAAG